AUGGUUUCUCAGUGCGCGGCUAUGCACCGUAUUCUUUUGACGGCUACGGCCGUGCUUUGGGGCAUCGGCAAUGCAGAGUUCGCCGAAGACGCCGAAGAAACUACAUGUUUGGAAGCUGUAUGUGCUGGACACGACAGAAGCGCUUCUGAGGAGGUCCAGGCUCUUCGAACGGAGCUCCUCCAGACCGCUGUGCAGCUGAAGCGCAGCAAGGAGGCGGAGCCGCCCAAUGACAUGCUGCAUGACUUGCAGCUCGAGACUUUCCAGGCUAUGUCCGAGCACCGAGAAGCCCUGCGAAGGCAGGCGGAUGCCAUGGCAGCUGAGACCAGGACGGCCGAGGCCUUGAAGGCCAUGAACCACGAGACGUCGACUGGCCCACCCCAGGAACAGAUCGCACCGAGCGGCCCAAAGCCGAAGCAUGGGAAGCAUCAUCACCACGGUGGCGAGAACAAGCUUCUGCAGGAGGCAAUGAUUCCGGCGGGUGCCCUCGCUGCAGGCAUGCUGCUGCUGUGGUACCAGCUGACCACUGCCGGUAUCCUUGCCAUCUAUUUUGGUGCUCAGGCUGGCUUCACCCUCUACAUGAAGGUUGUCCUCUCCAACUCGGUCAUCUCACAAGAGCUAGGCAUCGACGGCGUUCCUGCCGGCUUCCUCGUCACGGCAGUGCAGCAGGUUGUGGCAUUCAUUGUGUUGGCCAUCAUCGUUGCAGCGAUGUACUGCACGCCCUACCGAUACACCCCUCGACCGCUCAAGAGCUGGUCCGAGGUGGCCUGCGUGAUUAUUUUUUCGUUCGCCUUCUCCUUGAACAUUGGCCUGAACAACUUCAGUCUGUCUUUACUGGCCGUCUCGCUGAACAUGAUUAUCCGGUCCUGCCUGCCCAUCGUCACCCUGGCCUUUCAGCAAAUCCUGGGACCCUGCAUCCCCGACUUAGCGCAGAAGGUCCGGAUGACGGAGGUAACCUUGAUGGUAGCAGGUGUGGUCUUCGCAGCUGUAGCUACGCUGGCUAAGAGCGAAGGCUCGCAUGGUGGUGGUAGCGAGUCCAAGAACCUUUUGCUGGGUGUCUUCGUCUGCACUCUGUCCGAUGCGGCCUGUGCGGUCAACCUCAUCCUGGGCAAUAUGUUUGGGAGCUCGCUGGACCCACCACUAAAUCCUGUAGACACCAUCUUCUACAUGGCGCUGCCCUGCGCUCUCUUUCUGCUGCCAGCUUCCAUCCUCCUGAUGCAUCCGGUGGGGUGGCCCAACUUCGGCGACAUCACCGACCUGCAGGUCUUUCAGAAGGUCAUGGAGCUCAGCCCAACGACGAUGCUCUGGGUUAUCCUCUCCGGAUGCAUCGCUGCAGGUGGGGCGUCAUGCUGCAUUUGCUGGCAAUUUCAACAAGGCAGCCACCAUCAUGCUCUCCAUUUGCAUGGGUCUGGAGACCUUGCCCGGCGGCGUCUGGAGCGCGGUCAUGCUGCUGGCCAUCCUCGGGAACAUCGGGGCCUUCACUGGCUUCAGUUUGUUGAAGUCCAACGAGAAAGCUGUGAAGAAGGCGGAGAGCGAGACAUCGUCCAAGUCUUAGAGCCUGUAAAGGCUUGGCAUCUUGGCUGCGUGGAGGUCUGGUGCUUCAGAAACUUGGACUGGUAUCAUUUUCAUUGCCCUUCGUUUGCACUGUGCCCGGCUGCACGAAAGAUAGGAGCAGAGGUCGCUGCGAUGAAGCUAGGUAUUUUCACAGAUGCACGAGAGCACGUGCUACCACACUUGAUGACCAACAUUUUUCAGCCAGCAGUCUUCCGCCUUCAGCCAGUGAUGCCGCGCUUGGGCAGACAGCUGCGGAAACUGCCUUCAGAGAAGGUCAGAGAAGUGUUGAGCCCAUGGGAGGAAAGGGACGCCGUCCGGCCCCUGGUUACCAAUCAAGGUGGUGGCAAGGGCAAGGCUCGCAGUUUCAUUGGCGAAAGACGACGGAACGGGGCGAAAGAGUUGUGGUACUUGCUGGUCGGUUGGUCAGUUCCUGGUUUUGAAGUGCGGCAUCUCUUGCUUCUGCAGGGGGGCAAAGGCGGUGGCAAAGGCUAUGUCAAGCUUACCUUCGACAAGCAUCUUGUGACGUUCACGUCGGAGCAGGCUGACGUGCUCACCAACGAUGUAAACGUCGGUGGUUCAACUGCUGAGGCCACCGACUUCUUCCUUGCUGCCCCGGUGGACUUCGGUUUCCUGGUAGCGUGCCGCCUGGGGCCUGGUCAUGCCUGGUCAAGUUUGUCAGGGAGCUCACUUGAGACCAGCUCCUGGUGUGGAAGAUUCGAAAGACUGGUCAGCAAAUCUAGGCAAAUUCCGCCAAGUUGCCACGAAAAAAAAUUGUGGUAA
This is a messenger RNA of Symbiodinium necroappetens, 2331 nucleotides long. NCBI's taxonomy places the organism in Eukaryota, Dinophyceae, Suessiales, Symbiodiniaceae. The record is from the annotation of a GenBank genome assembly.